UCCUUUCGAACGAGUGUAGUCCUGCGCCAUAGACUAGGUAAGAAUCAUCGUGAUCGCGAGGGUCGUCCGACGGCGAGAUCGGACCGGGAGGAGCGGGGCGCGCGUUCGGUCUCGGUCGCCGCGUUGGGAACUCCUCGCACUCUCGUACGUCAGCGUUCGCGUUCUCUCGUGAGAACACGGUCAUAGCUCAGCUCUCAGGCGAACGGACGCGGACGACCGGCUCUUGGAUCGCACGAAGGGGUUUCCGUAUACCGAUUUGGUUCCACGACUCGAGCGAUGAGCGCUUCAAACGCGGUGAACGCGAUCGUUCGGCGAUAACGCCGGGUUCUAUCACGGACGACAGCAAGUCCUCCAGUCGAGAGCUCGCAUGUCCCGUUGAGUUUCAAGUCUCGACGAGGCGUCGUCUCGUGAUGACGAAGUCGUUUCCGACACGAUCGGCAAUACACGCGUGCUCGCCGGACAUCGGGUCGGCUGGUCGGCCGGUGAUAACGCUGGGAAAAGGUCCAGGCCGCGCGCUGGCGGAUCGUGAUCGCAAGAGUCGUCCGACGGCGAGAUCGGACCGAGGAGAAGCGGGGCGCGCGUUCGCGGCUUGUUCCGACGGUAGACGCGCGCUAAUGUAUAUUUCCAGUAUUUGGCGCAUGAGUACUCGUUCGAACGGAUCAACUUGACACAGACAAAAGUUGUAUGGUGUCAAAUGGGACAUAAGAAGGUAACAUUGAUUAGACCUUGGUUAGCCACUUGAAGGUUACGUGAAGGUCGCCAACAAUAUUUCAAAUGGAAUGCCCUACCUUUUUGGCAUAUUCUUAUAACGUAGGCAUAUUCCUCGUUGAUCGAUUCGUCGACGAUGCGGACGUCCACUGCUGAAUCACAUCCGCGACUUCGUCGUCGCGAGUCGAUACCCCUCGAUUUUCGAUCGUCCUCGCGGGCGCGCGAUACAACGCCAACCAAGUGUCGAACGACGCGCGAAAGGCGUCGGCCAACAAUCGAGUUCGUACAGCCUUGUCGAGCACGCGAUACACCGUUCGGUACGGUUUGUCUCCCUUGUCAUCCAACAGAUACAGAUUCCAGUCGUUCGCUAAGUUUCGCGCAAGAUACGCGUCAUUGAACCCAAGAUAUCCUAAAUUCGAACGCGCGUUCUUGCGACCUGUACGAAUCGAAGCGAAAUUCGCAUAGAUCAGCAUCUUUCACUGUCCACAGCACACGGUCGCUGUUUCUCACGAGAGUACACACAUUGGCGCAUAUCGUCGUGGUCACCGUUCCGCAACGAGACACCAUCAAUCGACAGUUUAGCCGUCUGCGCAAAUUGGACAGGUACUCGCGUUGCAACGCCGCGUACAGAAUCGGUGUCUAUGGUAGGAAAAUAGUCUAACGUGUGCACAAACGUCGCGUCAGACCACCGGAGCACGACACUUCCGUAUAUUCCAGUGCAUCGACAGCGAGCACGUUUCGAUAAUGUCCUUCCUCCGUGACGAACGAUCGGUCGCUUUCCUCCCGCGGAUCAUCGGCUCGGUUGUACUCUUCAGUGUCGCGAUAGCCGCGCUGGUGAACAGUGGUCGACGCGGCAUUGCGAACCAAAUCGAAAAAGUCGGUUGUGCCGGGAUAGUGCACCGCCAACGGACAUAUCACUCGCGCAGCCAUGAUCGCGUUGUUGACGUUGUUACUGUCGAGCGUUGUUUGCACCAUGACUCUUCACCCGUCGCGCGUUAUAUACCAAUCGCUCGCGGACAUCGGAGCGAACGGAAGAAUAUCGCUCGCGACCGAUUCGCCGGACGAUUGUCCGCAUUGACACUGCGUGAUAGAUUACGUGCGAACACAGGGACUGCCCGAUCGAUUCUGGUAACGUCUCGAGACGUACGGUCUCACCGAUCGCGAAACUAUAAAGAGAUUGUUGCUCGGUUGCAAACAUUGUUUCGCCGUUCUCACACCGAGCGAUGCCGGACUGCGCGAUUUGGAGCGAAUCAGUGUGAACGCGCGUUCGAAUUUAGGAUAUCUUGGGUUCAAUGACGCGUACCUUGCGCGAAACUUAGCGAACGACUGGAAUCUGUAUCUGUUGGAUGACAAGGGAGACAAACCGUACCGAACGGUGUAUCGCGUGCUCGAUGAGGCUGUACGAGCUCGAUUGUUGGCCGACGCCUUUCGCGCGUUGCUCGACACUUGGUUGGCGUAGCUCUUCGUUACCUGCGAGACAACGCGCACGCGCAAACUUGUAAAUACGUUGUUCGCGACCGAGUCCACGUGUUUCGAAGUGGCUCUAGCGUCGUACUUUCGCAAGCCACGAGCGCGCGGCGCGAGCGACGAUCGCAACGAUGAACGCUUUCGAGAAUACGACUGCGAAACGGAAGACGACGCCAAACGAACCGACGACGAGACGGAGGAUGAGAAGCGCGCAGAAACCGAAAUUAUCGAUCUGCACCGCGUGUUCGAAAUGAGUGUGUGGUGCCGAGUGAACGACAGACCGACCGCCGAGUCUCUGCAAUACAUAGCGAAACUGAACGCUCGUGAGGUGCGCCGGAAUCAAUUGCCGCACGAUCCACUGAGCAUACUGCCGGUGGUGAGUUACGACAUCGAGACGAUCGCGCGCAUGGACAGAUCUUGCCUCGCGGUGUGGAGGAAGAUCAGCGUUUAGCGUCCAUAGCCGUGACCGUUCAUCAGAGACGAUUCGGCGACGAUGCGAAUCGUUCGCUCAACGAUAGCGGCGUCGUCGUCGGUAGUGGCAUGGACGAGACCACCGUGACACCGAUAAUACUGGCGUACGUUCCGUUUACCACGCAGGAAGAAACGAACGAACGAGAACGACAGGUGCAGUGUUGCGCGCUCAAUGUGGCAUGUCGCGCGCGACGGUGCUGUUUUAUCGGGACGAACGAGCGCUUCUACUCGACGCGCUGGAGAUGCUGUUGAACAACGAGUUCUUUGUCGAUCUGUACGAUUGAACGAUCCGACGGACGCUGCUCGCGUGGCGUGUAUUUUCGUGGGCUACAACAGUUGGGAGUACGAUUACACGUUCCUGGUGAACCGUGCGCUGUACUACGGACUCUACGAUCACGCAUUCCGAGCACUUACGAUGCAUCGCGAGCCGAGAUUCGCCGCGACCCAAGUGAGUUUCGAACUGAUGCUGCACAUGAAGGCGCGAUAUCUCGCAUAAGUGGGCUCGAUCGCGCUGAAGAACGUCUCGAGAUACUUUGGUGCCAACGAGGCGGCUGAACGUUCUUUGACGGGACGUUCUCGGCGCGAAAAGAUGAACUUCGACGCGGUAACGAUUCGUCGAUUGUACUUUGAUCGCGACGGUGGCAGCGAAGUGUUCGAUUCCGGCUCGGCUUUCAACGCGCUCGAUAUUGAUCGCGGUGUUAACAUGUUGCGCGUGGCACUGUACAAUCUGCAAGAUUGCACCGCGGUGUACCAUCUGAUGUAAAAUCUAUUGCUUUUGCCGACGAUAGCUCUGUACUCGCGACAUUUUUACGCCACGCUAUUCGAUUCGUCGCACUCGGGCAACAGUAGACUUUUACCGAACGCCUUCACGGUGCGCGCUCUGCAACGCAGCAACGUUGUACUGCCAUUUCGGUGCAACGAUCACUCGUUGUUCGCGAUGCUGUCGGCGAACCGCAGAUGUAACGGCGACAAAAGAUCACUGGUCUCACCUCGCUCACCGCGGGAGGUCAGUCGAUGGUUUCGCGGUAAACGUUCGCACGAUAGCGACGAAAAGAAAGGAGUCAACGAUGUCACGCUGUCAACGAGGACCGGUCAUACCGCGUUGCCACCGGUGUAUGAUCAGUUGCGACUGACGCGCAUCGACGACGACAAGGUGUACAUCGAAGGCAUCAAUUUGGCAGCACCCAAUCAUUACUCGAGACCGAUUUGUAUUGACUUCGCAUCGUUCUACCCGUCGAUCGGAUGACAGUACGAACUGUCAAUGGAGACGGUUUACGUAUUGACCUGCGAUCAUCUAUUGGCAAUUCACGGCGACGACGAGACUCUGUUGGAUCGAACCAUACGCGACGGAUUGGUGAGAUGCUUCGACUACGAACCAGUGGACUCUUCAUCGCGCAAAAGCACCGGUCAACUGCUGAUCGAGUCCACGGACGAUGACGCGAUGGCGAGGAUGAUAUGUCGCGUUACAUCGCGUUACACGAUUCGCGGUCGAAACUCGCUCGCAGCGGCGGUCGUUCGACGUCAUGGCGGAUGGUACGAAGGCGUCGAUUUUUCGAACGCGCGCGAAAUGAUCGAGUCCAGCAUCGAUCCGACGCGACGACAGAUUCUCGUGGUGUGUCGAAGCGCCACGGUGAACGACGACCGGCCUAUAGUAUGUUCCCUGUGGAGUCACUAUCUGCCUAUGCGGAAGGGCUAAAAAGUCAAGAUGCGCGCGACAGACGACGUGUUUCAGCGACGCGUGUUAGGCUGCAAGGAGAAGAUGUUCAAAGUGGUCGCCAAUUCCAUGUACGGAUACCUGAAUUACAGAUGUAGCGUGGUAUAUUCGCCGCAAGUGGCCGUCGCCGUGACGCUGUUGUCGCGAAAGACCUUUCACGAAACCGCCUGGAUAUGCAAAGCGGUUACCCGCGGUUGUUGCGCGUUCCCCGGUAUCUUUGCGUGGUCAAUGGCGAUAACGGUGAUGGUGACGGUGUCGCGUUGUCGCGUCGCGAGAUUCGAUGCGACGUGAUCUACCGCGAUACGGACGGGCUCAUCCUGUGCGUGUCGACGCUGGGCGUAUCGUCGCUCGAAGGAGCAAACGAUGUCUCGAAUCUCAACAAAGGACCAAAAUUCCACGCCAUGGACGCUGAUCAGCAACGAGAGUACGAGGCGCUGAUAGUGCGACUGAUCAAUCGAACGUUUCGACGCUACAACUGCCCACUGAUCGCUAUCGAUUUGAAGGAUUCGGGCGUGGAAACGUGCAGCAUAAUGGGCAAGAAGAAAUACUGGAAAACACUGGAGCUCGCGCGAGGCCGUUUUGUCACCAAAGGAUUCGAGAAAAAUGUCCAGGAAUUCGUUAAACGUACGGUGAACACGUUACAGCGCAAUGUCGCGAGUAUCCUCGCGACGCGUCCCGAAGUGGCUCGUUGCCGACUCGUGAUCGAGGAUCAAGUGGCGUUUUUCGUAGCGAUGUUCGCGUCGCUGAAUCGUUACUACGCGUCGCACGGCGUCGAAGCGUUCGCUUUCAAUCUGGCGCUCAAUCCGUGCAGUGUGGUCAGAUCGGAAGCCAGUCUCAUUCAAGCCACGAUGGAAAGGUACGGUUACAGUCCGGGUGAUUGCGUGCGCUGCGUGUUUGCGUUGGACGUUGAGGAUCCGAACGCGAUCAAAUUUUGUCUAGUGCGGGAUUUUCGCUCGGAUCGCGAUCGAUUGAAUUACUACAAGAUCGUUAGACGACUCGCUGUUUACUUCGUACAAUCGGUGGAGGGAUUCAAACGCGGCAGUAUCGAUGAUCCGCUGACCAAACGCACGUACACGACCGCCGUCGAAUUCGAUCGUACGCUGCAACGAGCGUACGCGACCUGGUUGAAACGAGCAGCGAACAACGAUCGUGGCGCCACGGACUCGCUGUUCGACGACUCGUCAUCGACUCGCUCGAUCGCAGCCACCUGGACUCGAUGGCUCGAACGAAACGCUGCUUCCGUGCGACUGACCGUGGUCCCGUAACGAUUCGCAGAAUGCUCGACGCUAUACGAUCGGUUUUCGUUCGCGCGAUGCGAAAAUAUUCCGUAAUAACGAUAUACAAAGAUAAUAACAGGCGCGAUUGUACGGUUUCUUUCUCGUCGCGACGACAGAGAAGCAAAUGCGAACUUUCACGGCAACUCUGUCGCUCGAAUCAUUCGCGAUCUUAUUCGUACGAUAAAGCGUCGUUUUUCACGUCGGACGACGAGUGCAUAUUCUCCGUAUGAAUGCGACGAAACGGCCCAGAUGUAUACGUUGUCGUAAAAAACGAACAAUAAGAAACACCAUGGCCAUCCAGCGGUCGCUAGAUCGACUAUUUUCGCGAUGUAAGCACGCACGACGGGAAGCGCGACAGCGACGACGGCCUCACUUUUUCGUUGCCCUUCGCACCGGUGCAACGUCGAAUCACCGCCUCCUUCGAGGACACUCGCAUCGUCGCGUUUCUCACAAUCGAUAUCGUUCAACAAUCGCGAAAUCUCCUCGCUAUCGUACAAUUUGUAUUGUCGCGAUUUCGUCCAGAAUCGAUUCAUCGUUUUUUUUCGCGAUUUCCAAUCCAACACAUCCGAGAGAACGUUACGACGUUCGCUCGAUCGAUCGAUAAAUCGGCGGUCGAUUGAAGAAAAGCAAUCGCGAGAAACAACGGUGCCGCAACGAAUGCGGCAUUGACGGUUAUUGCGGUCUUGAUGCUGCGUACGGUCGAUCGCCUCGCCAUCGCAAUUGCGAUUCGGUUUCUCAAAUAGGCACUUCGAUCGCGCGCGUCAACGCGCACCGCCGAAACAAUUCGUCGAUCCUUGUGAACUAGGAGUUGAGAUAAAAAUAGACAAUUUUUAAUAUUCAUUGUUCAUCGUUCAUUCGCUUCAUUCACCGCACAAUACGCAAAUGCAUUCUCUCGCUGCACCAAGAUAAGUCAACGAUCGUAGGACGAUAAAACCGAUGUGAUGACGACUGCGACAAGAGAUGAGCAAUGGAGACGAAGAAUGCGCCACCGUUUCGUUCCAGGCAAGUGCCGAUCGAUCGCGUAUCAGCGACCACCGAUCGAUCGAAUAUUGUGUCAAGCGUGGUGUACAGCGCGCUUGACGAUUACGAUCGGCAAUUGUUGUAACGAGUGAUCUUCGUGGAGGAGGCGCUCCAAUUUACAUUCGCAUCAGAUCGCAACGAAUCGACGCGGUUCGAGUACGACGACGCAACGACAUCGUCGCACAGAUGCACGGAUCCUCGCGACUCGUGCGAAAGCACUCGUACUUGUAACAUCGCUGCUCGCGCCCCCCUCAUCGAUCAUAUCUUGUCGUGCAUCUCUCUGUAUUUUUCAUAUUUUUACGACGUAGUCAAUAGCGUGUCGUACAUCGUACCCAUGGAAAUCGACAGCGGUGGCGACGGAGCCGUUCCGUUCGGUACUCUGUACGACCCUCAAUCGGGAGAAUUGUACAUCUGCUGCGACGAGCAUAUUCUCGAGAAAUAUCUGAUCGCCGCCGAAGGAAUACCGGAUCGAAUAACGGUCGAAUAACGGUCAACGAUAUCGUCGUGCCGCUCGCGACGGACACGGUCGAUUCUUUGUACGAGGGUUACUGCUCGAACGUGGAUCGACGAGUGUUCUCGAUAUUGGCGGUCGUUCUGAAUAUCGAGCGUCUGGUCUACGAUUCGUUGAGCAUGGUGACCAUCGAACGAACCUUGGCUGAAUUAACGUUCGCUCACUACACUCUGGGUGCUAAGAUCGAUCGCGAAGUCGAUACCGCGACGUCGUUCGCAUUCCCAAAGUCCGAUACCAUUGCGGAUUCUCGCGCGAGUUUCCUCACGUUUCGAGCGAGCACCGUCGAUCUGGCUGACUGUUUUCUAUAAUUCGCGCUCUGAAGAAUAAGCAUCGCGCAAGUCCGUUAACCGAUAUCGCACAGCAUCGACGAUAACGCUAUGGUCGUUGAUUGGAACGUGUGGUAUCAAACGGGCAUCGUUUGCUUCUUCGUUCUGCUGGGUGGACUAACCGCUUUGUUGAUCUAUCUUUGGCAAUCCGAGCCCGGUGAUCGCUUGGCCGCGUACAUGACACGAUACAUCGACGCUUGUCACGUGAUCCGAUCGCUGCGACGAAUAUCACCGUCGAACGAGGAAUUUGAACGCAACAAUGCGAUAAACUACGAAUCGAACGCGAGCGAUAACGAAGAUUCGACCGAUGACGAGGAACCAGCGCACGAUUCAUCGCUCGUGAUCGUCGAUAGGACGCCAGACUCGAUCGACGCCGAGGACGAAGAUCAAACGAAUAAUCGACCAUUGCUGAUCGUACCGAAAUCACUGUCUGUUUUGUCAUCCGUAAGAAGCGAAUCGCAGUCCGAGUCCAGUGAAAUUAUGAAUUCAAUGAGAUCGUUCACGGCUCGAACAAACCGCGCCGUCGAUUCGACGAGCUCGGAACUCGCAAUCGCGGCGACAUCGUAUCCGAACGAGUACGAAAAGGUCUUCGUCAACGCGGCAUUGUUCGAUUCGACGUAUUGUCCGAACGAUUACGAGAUCGUCCUCGUUGACACCGUCCAAAGCCGUCGACACGCCGUCGUCCGAAGCCGUUGACACGCCGUCAUCCGAAGCCGUCGACACGCCGUCGUCCGAAGCCGUCGACACGCCGUCGUCCGAAGCC
Messenger RNA from Harpegnathos saltator (Jerdon's jumping ant), 8257 nucleotides. RefSeq lists its product as uncharacterized. Lineage: Eukaryota; Metazoa; Arthropoda; Insecta; Hymenoptera; Formicidae. Bases 4534 to 5625 code for a protein of 363 amino acids. The record is from RefSeq and is a predicted model, not a curated record. The transcript has 3 exons.